Messenger RNA from Triticum aestivum (bread wheat), 2481 nucleotides. Its product is annotated as cysteine-rich receptor-like protein kinase 10. Bases 203 to 2296 code for a protein of 697 amino acids. Gene Ontology annotation, cellular component: plasma membrane. Gene Ontology annotation, biological process: protein phosphorylation. The record is from RefSeq and is a predicted model, not a curated record. The transcript is spliced from 7 exons. Gene Ontology annotation, molecular function: protein serine/threonine kinase activity; ATP binding. Lineage: Eukaryota; Viridiplantae; Streptophyta; Magnoliopsida; Poales; Poaceae.
CGCAUCAGCCCACGACCUCACUCUACUCAUCCUACUCCUUUCGACAUCAGCUGCUGCGCCAAGGCAGCAACAGUUCGAUCGUCAGACCGUGGAAAAUCCACACUUCUCGCCGAUCGCGGGGCCCGUCUAUCUAUUUACUGGAAACUACCAGUACGCCCGUACUGUACCUCUACUCCGCGAUAGCACCCAGCAGCUCAACUCCAUGGCGAUGGUGGCCAUGCGCAUGCGACGCAGCCCUGCUCUUUGUUACCACCUCGCCGCCGCCCUCCUCCUCCUCCUCCUCCUCGCGUUCCUCAACGCGCCGCUCGCGGGCGCGCAGCCGCUUCCGUGGCAGCUCUGCGACGCCGCCGCCGGGUACUACACCGAGGGCAGCGCCUACCAGGCCAACAUACGCGCCCUCGCCAGCGGCCUCCCCAGGAACGCCUCCUUGUCCCCGGCGCUCUUCGCCAAGGGCGCCGCCGGCGCCGCGCCGGACGCCGUCUACGCGCUCGCGCUCUGCCGCGGCGACACCAACGCCUCCUCCUGCGCGGCCUGCGUUGCCGCCGCCUUCCGGAACGCGCAGCAGCUCUGCGCCUUCAACAGGCACGCCACCAUGUUCGACGAUCCCUGCAUCCUCCGCUACUCCGGCCAGGACUUCCUGGCCAACGUCACCGACAACAGCGGCAGGUUCGUCGCGUUCAACGGCAACAACGUCACCGCGGGGGCGGCCGCGGCGGCGUUCGACGCCGCCUCCGGACGCCUCGUCAACGCCACCGCAGACUAUGCCGCCGAGGACCCGACCCGGCGGUUCGGCACGGGGGAGGAGGGGUACGAUGCGACGUACCCCAAGAUUUACUCGCUGGCGCAGUGCACGCCGGACAUGGCGGCGGACGACUGCCGGAGCUGCCUCAGGGACAUAAUCGAGAAAUUUACCCCACAGUACUUCGUCGGGAAGCCGGGCGGGAGAGUGUUCGGCGUGCGAUGCAACUUCCGGUUCGAGACCUACUCGUUCUUCUCUGGACGCCCACUGCUGCAACUCCCGGACGUGCUGCCCCCGGCACCAGCGCCAGCGCCAGCGGCGGCCGAAGAGGAAGGAACAAGAAAUAGGACAGGAUUGAUCUUGGCCAUCACACUACCUAUAGUUGCUGCACUGCUUCUCAUUUCAACGUGCGUUUGCUUUUGGAGGAGGAGAAAACCGGCAGAAAGAAAGCCGUCAGUACCAUAUUCAGCUACUAAUCCAGAUGACAUCCAAAGCAUAGAUUCCCUCCUUCUGGACCUAUCGACGCUGCGGGCUGCAACAGAUAACUUCGCUGAGAGCAACAAGCUUGGCGAAGGAGGGUUCGGUGCGGUUUACAAGGGUGUCCUCUCUGAAGGUGAAGAGAUAGCCGUGAAGAGGCUGUCACAGAGCUCCACGCAAGGGAUAGAAGAGCUGAAAACAGAGCUGGUUCUGGUCGCUAAGCUUCAGCACAAGAACCUUGUGAGGCUCCUUGGCGUUUGCUUGGAAGGACAGGAGAAGCUGCUCGUGUAUGAAUACAUGCCGAACCGGAGCCUCGACACCGUUCUGUUCGAUGCAGAGAAAAGCAGGGGCCUGGACUGGGGGAAGCGGCUGAAGAUCGUGAACGGGGUUGCCCGGGGCCUGCAGUACCUCCACGAGGACUCCCAGCUGAGGAUCGUCCACCGGGACCUCAAGGCCAGCAAUGUGCUCCUGGACUCGGACUGCAACCCCAAGAUUUCGGACUUCGGGCUGGCGAAGCUGUUCGGCUGGGAUCAGUCGCAGGCCGUCACCAGCCACAUCGCCGGAACGUACGGAUACAUGGCGCCGGAGUACGCCAUGCGCGGGCAGUAUUCAGUCAAGUCGGACGCCUUCAGUUUCGGCGUUCUGCUCCUGGAGAUCGUCACGGGGAGGAAGAACAGCAGCUUCGCUACCUCGGAGCCAUCCCUUGACCUCUUAAGCCUCGUAUGGGAGCACUGGACUAGCGGGACAGUCGAGCAGCUGGUGGAUCCGUCCCUGGGCGGCCGUUCGCCGGGAGGCCAGAUGCUGAAGCUGGUCAACAUCGGGCUGCUGUGUGUCCAGGACAGCCCCGCGGACAGGCCUACGAUGUCGGUGGUGAACGUCAUGCUCAGCAGCAGCACGGUGUCUCUGCAGGCGCCGUCGAGGCCAACGUUCUGCGUCGACGACAUGGAGGGUUUCUCGGGCAUGUACUCGGGUGCGUAUCCAAGGGGAUCCCAGUCCCAGUCCACCGGGGACAGCAAGCCCCAGGCAGCGAUGUCGCCGUCGCCCAACGAGGUGUCCCUCACGGAGAUCGAACCAAGAUGAUCAGCGCGUACGUUAAACCCAAGACAAACCUGCGGGGUCCAUAGCAUAUAUAGUCCUGCUUGUGAUAACCAAAUCUCCUGGAUCAUUAUCUAUGGUGGUUGUAGCUUGCAAUAAUGUGCCACGGCUUACUAUUACUAGUAUUUUUAUCAGAGAAUGUUGGUAGUAAUAUAUUUUCUUUGUUCUAA